Rhizophagus irregularis DAOM 181602=DAOM 197198 is the source of this 558-nucleotide messenger RNA. The record is from RefSeq and is a predicted model, not a curated record. NCBI's taxonomy places the organism in Eukaryota, Fungi, Glomeromycota, Glomeromycetes, Glomerales, Glomeraceae.
AUGAGUAAUAAUUUUUUAUAUGAGAUUAAUUAUUAUAUUUCAGGUCAUGUUCAUGCUACUAAUACUGUUAUGUGUUUUGGAAUAACUCAAGAUCCAAAUACUAAAGAUUAUAUGAUGGCUUUAGAAUAUUGUGUGGGAGGAAAUUUGAGAAAUACUUUAACGAAAGGUUUAGAUUAUAAAAUCAAAAUGGAUUUUUUAUUUUAUAUUAUAGAUGGACUUUCAGAUAUUCAUGAUGCUGGAAAUAUUCAUAAAGAUUUUCAUUCGGGAAAUAUAUUACAUGAUAAUCAUAAUUAUGUACUAACAAUUAGUGAUUUGGGAAUGUGUCAACCAGUAAAUGAUAAUGAGCGAAAAGGAAUUUCAGCUGAUAUUUACUCAUUUGGAAUAAUAAUGAAUGAACUUAUGUCAGAAGAAAUUCCUUAUAAUGAUAUUCCUCAUCAUUUUUUGGUUGUUAAAAUAUGUAAAGGAUUUAGAUCAAAAAUUUCUAAAGAUACACCAAAAUUAAUUGUAGAUUUGAUUAUUAAAUGUUGGAAUGCUAAAGCAGAAAAUAGACCAACCUAA